AUGCCAUCUCAAAUCAUCCUGCUUACGCGUGCCGGAUCACUCAGUCGUGGUCAGCUUGCCAAGUGCGGCACAUUCCAGCAGCUUGUCCCCCCUGUCAGGUCGAACGUCGAACUGAGGUUAACGGGACGACCGGAACGCCUGGUCACACCUUUGUGGAACCCGCCCAAGUGGUUCCCCAUUGAUCUUUUGUGGCAGCCACCAGAGUCAACAAGUUCGGACGAGUCACGUCGCUCAGAUGUGACCUCUCCAUCGAGUAUGACCCGAUACGCCAGCCUAGCGCGUCGUGCCGUCAAUUUGACAUUAUCGCUAGUCCAGUUACACUUGUGUCACGCGAUUGAGCCGGCGCCCUCACUGGCCCAGUCGGUCCCUUUGGUUGCUAUUUUGCGCUGUACUCCUGAGUCGCCAGACCCCUUGACUGAUGACCCAUCGAGCUUGAUGCAACUAGUCAGCCCGACGCUCUUGUCCGUUCUGUUGGGCCUUCCAGCAGCUUACUCCCGUCACCCUCGUGGGCUGGGAGGCUGGUAUGAUCCGUACCAUCCAGCCAGUGCUGGAUCACCACGGGUGACAAGUUACACCGGUUCGACGCGUCAAGCGAUUGCGUAUUCAGUCGUCAUUGAUGUCCAGACGCUCAACAGAGUUUUCCGCUGUGAAGUCAUUAUGUCCAACCCCCAGCUGGGUGGAACUCAGAUUAUGACGCUGAUGUGGUCAAGGCACAUUACCGACGCCAAAGGCGGCCAUUUCCCAACUACCUCGCCCUUUGACGGUUGGAUCCGUGAACUGCUACCUUUGCUUGUCAGGUCGGAUUCUCUGGCGGAUCCUCCACAUCAUUCAUAUGAGCUAGAUGAACGGUACCAUUCAGCCAUGGCCGGUUCGUCGAUUGCUGUGGUUUCCAUCAAUUUGAUGGGCCAAAUGAUUGAGCCGGUGUCAUUACCUGGAGUGGUCCAUGAUUCAAGUAUGACACACUACGUCAGUAUGAAGUGUCAUGCCUCCAAAUCGACGUUACCUCUCGCCCAGUCGUUUCCUCUGGACACCCCUUUGCGUCAUCCUCCUGAGCUAAAGUGUUCACGCGAGCUGCAAUGCUCAACCAUGGCGCACCCACUACGCACAAUGCAUACUGUCACCGCAGCAUAUUGUGCGAUAGAGCUGACGUCUUCGCUGGGUCAGUCGAACCUGUCGACUGUCAUUUCACGCCGUCCCCUGGAGCUAGCGCGUCUACUUGAGUCGUACAGUUCAGCGGUGGUCCAUCCGUUGACCUUAGCGUAUCGCCAGAUGAACCUUCUGGCCGAUCCCUUGCGUUGCCCGACCGAGUCGGCAUACUCACGUGAGACAGAUUACUCAGGGGUAGGAGAAUCAAACAAGGACCAUCUGGCUGUUCUUACAUCCUGCGUUCUCGAACCUGGGUGUUCGUGCCAUCUGUGUCACUCAGCCCUGACUAGUCGACCAAUUGUGAUGAAUCACAUCCGUUUAUCGUGCCAAGCGGUCAAGCCGACCCCUUUAUCUACUCUUGUAGGCCUAUUGACUGUUUCUAUGCACUCCCUUCUCGAGGCAGCACACUGGCAGUGGUCGCACCACUUGGUAUCAGCACACACACUAAUUAAGACUCGUCCCGCUAGUACAUUGCACUGUGCAGACGAGUCGACAUCCUCAUACAACUGGCUGGAUCUCCGUGCAGUACCCACUUGUCAACUCCCUGAGCCAGCAUACCUGCAUGGGCUAUGUUGUUCGCCAGUAGCCCAUCUAUCGAUCUCAGCGCGUUUCACCAGGAUGACGCGCCAGGCGUCUGAGCCAGAAUUCACGCAUGUCCACUCAGGUCCUCUAGCUGAUGCAGGUUACCAUCUUCUCGAGCCGGCUCUUUCGUAUGGCUCACACAUGGUUUGUACAUCAUCGGAAACGCAUCCCAUCAGAUCAGCGCAACGUACGGUCAAGCCGCCCUUGCACGACCAGUCGGAUCCACCGGUGGUUCCUGUCCACCGUCCUCUAGAUUUGGCGUGCACCGUGAUCCAUCAUGUAGUUGAGCCGUCAUCCCCAUUUGGUCUGUCAGAUUUCUCGGCAAUUCCUGCGACGUAUUCCCUUGAGCAAGUACCUUCAUGGGUAUGGACACAGCCAGAGCUCGAGUUGUCGCACACGGAGCCACUACGAGCAUCACUGUCCAUGUCGUGUCCCAAAUCUCUCAAACGGAUAUACACCGUAUCGCGGUGCUUGGAAAUGACAGGCACGAUGCAAGCGCCGCCAUGGCACCAUCCUCGUGAGACGCGGUACCCACCGGAUGUGGUACACCCCACAUUGUGGCAGUCAUCAAACGUGGUUUUCAUUCAGGUUGUGUGGUCAGCUACACGUCGGACCCGACCAAGAGUGGACCUAGGAAGAGCCCUUAUACCCCGUUGGUGGUCUCAGGUCGUACCAAGCCUGGCAAAUUACAUGCCACGCGGUGUUGUGCGAAUUCAAGGCCAUGAUCAUCCACAUGGCAUUUAUAAGCAUGGCAACAGCAGCAUUAUGAUACAAGUUGCCUCCUUCCCUGCUGGAAGACUAAACGUUACACCGUGUUACCGCAAGAACCCGAGCUCCGACAGAAAAACCGUCGCCAUGGCUCGGCCCGAAAGCUCGCAGUGGCACCUCUUCCAGGCCAAUUGCCUAUGCGUCUCUGUGUCCUCGACUACUCCUAGGUCCACAGCCGCAUCGUCAGAUCAGUCAAAUCCGAUCGUCCUACCACACCCUCUGAGAUGGUCAAAUCAUCUGAUCAAACGAGGGAAUCCGCUUCCCAGCCCGGUCCAUUCUGUCUUCCCAGUAUCAUACCGCGUGGUUGGUCUAUCUCGACUAACUUCCGAACCCACGCAGUCCUUCCGCGUCCUUGCACACUCACCCUCCAUUCAGUCACGUCGGUCCAGUGUAGGUGAAGAGGAGUUGAGCCCUCGAGAUUCAAUGACCGGGUUCUCAGAAAACCAGUCCCUCCGCCAGAGGACCGCCCCAAAAGGGACUUGCAUUAAACAAGUCGUCAGCAAGGUCCUAUCGUCAUACUUGUUAAAUACAGAGGACGAAAGAUUCAACUUGGGUCUAAUCAGACCAGCCUCUCCCUCCUUCCCUCCAAGCUAUUUCUGA
Cantharellus anzutake is the source of this 3096-nucleotide messenger RNA. RefSeq lists its product as uncharacterized. The transcript has 2 exons. The record is from RefSeq and is a predicted model, not a curated record. The coding region runs from base 1 to 3096 and encodes 1031 amino acids. NCBI's taxonomy places the organism in Eukaryota, Fungi, Basidiomycota, Agaricomycetes, Cantharellales, Hydnaceae.